CAUUGCUGCUCACUACGGUAAUGUUAAUGUGGCUACACUGCUGCUGAACAGAGGGGCUGCUGUGGACUUCACAGCCAGGAAUGGCAUAACCCCUCUCCAUGUUGCCUCCAAACGAGGAAAUACCAACAUGAUUGCCCUGCUGCUGGAUAGGGGGUCUCAGAUUGAUGCCAAGACUAGGGAUGGACUGACACCGCUGCACUGUGCAGCCAGGAGUGGACAUGACCAGGCAGUUGAGAUACUGCUCGAGAGAGGAGCUCCCAUACUGGCAAGAACCAAGAAUGGGCUGUCCCCACUGCACAUGUCUGCUCAGGGUGAUCAUGUGGAGUGUGUGAAACACCUUCUGCAACACAAGGCGCCUGUUGAUGAUGUCACACUGGACUACCUGACUGCCCUUCAUGUUGCCGCCCACUGUGGUCACUACAGAGUUACCAAAUUACUGCUGGACAAGAAAGCUAACCCUAAUGCCAGAGCACUGAAUGGCUUCACUCCUCUGCAUAUUGCCUGCAAGAAGAACAGAGUGAAAGUAAUGGAAUUGCUGGUUAAAUAUGGCGCCUCAAUCCAAGCCAUCACUGAGUCUGGCCUGACGCCAAUCCAUGUUGCUGCAUUUAUGGGGCACCUCAAUAUCGUCCUCCUCUUGCUACAGAAUGGAGCCUCACCUGAUGUCUGUAAUAUUCGUGGUGAGACAGCGUUGCACAUGGCUGCAAGAGCAGGACAGAUGGAGGUGGUGCGAUGUUUGCUAAGGAACGGCGCUCUAGUGGAUGCCAUUGCCAGAGAGGACCAGACUCCCCUUCAUAUUGCAUCUCGUCUAGGUCAGAUAGAGAUAGUGCAGUUGUUACUGCAGCACAUGGCUCAUCCUGAUGCCUCCACCACUAAUGGAUACACACCUCUGCACAUCUCCGCCCGUGAGGGUCAGGUGGAUACGGCUGCAGUGCUGCUGGAGGCCGGAGCAUCUCACUCACUAGCCACAAAGAAAGGCUUCACUCCUUUACAUGUUGCUGCUAAGUAUGGAAGCUUAGAUGUGGCAAAACUCCUCCUACAGCGCAGAGCUCUUAUUGAUGAUGCUGGAAAGUAUGGUCUUACACCUCUGCAUGUAGCUACUCACUAUGAUAACCAGCAGGUGGCGAUGUUGCUAUUGGAUAAAGGGGCUUCUCCUCAUGCUACCGCAAAGAAUGGCUAUACACCUCUGCACAUUGCAGCAAAGAAGAACCAAACCCAUAUUGCCUCUACCUUGUUGCAGUAUGGAGCAGAGACUAAUGCGUUAACCAAGCAGGGUGUGAGCCCUUUACACCUGGCCUCUCAGGAGGGUCACACAGAAAUGGCCUCCGUGCUGCUGGAGAGGGGUGCACACGUCAAUGCUGCCACUAAGAGUGGUCUUACACCUCUUCACCUCACUGCUCAGGAGGACAGAGUGCAGGUUGCUGAAAUACUGGUCAUCCAUAAUGCAAACGUAGACCAGCAGACCAAACUGGGCUACACUCCUCUUAUUGUGGCUUGUCACUAUGGAAAUGUCAAAAUGGUUAACCUCCUUUUGCAAAAUGGUGCUAAUGUCAAUGCGAAAACAAAGAAUGGUUACACACCACUUCAUCAAGCAGCUCAGCAGGGAAACACGCAUAUUAUCAAUGUCCUACUGCAGCAUGGGGCCAAGCCUAAUGCUGUCACAAAGAACGGGAACACCGCUCUCUCUAUUGCUAAACGUCUGGGGUACAUCUCAGUGGUGGACACUCUGAAAGUUGUUACUGAGGAAAUGGUCACAACAACAACUACGGUGACAGAGAAACACAAACUGAACGUUCCAGAGACAAUGACAGAGGUUCUGGAUGUUUCUGAUGAAGAGGGUGAGGACACAAUGACAGGUGAUGGAAGUGAGUACCUGAGAGCAGAGGACCUGAGAGAAUUGGGUGAUGACUCCCUGCCUGGGCACUACCUGGACAGCAUGAGCUACAAUCACAACCUAGACCGGUCGCAUGAUACCCCCAGUCAUCUCAGCUACAGGGGUGAAGGAAUGCUGAUUGAGGACAUUAUCACCAGCCACCAGAUUAAAAGGGUGUCCGCUUUCUCUCGAGGGAAUGAGAAAGACUCAUAUCGACUGAGCUGGGGUACUGAACAUCUUGAUAACGUAGUGCUAACCAGUACUCUUCUGCAGUCAGGCCGAUCAACCCCAUGCCUUGACCAUGACAACAGCAGCUUCCUCGUUAGUUUCAUGGUGGAUGCCCGAGGCGGAGCAAUGCGUGGUUGUCGACAUAAUGGCCUACGAAUUAUUGUGCCGCCUAGAAAGUGUUCAGCACCGACAAGGGUCACAUGUCGUCUGGUAAAGAGGCACAGACUGGCCUCUAUGCCCCCUAUGGUAGAAGGAGAGGGACUUGCAGGCAAGAUCAUUGAAGUUGGGCCUACCGGAGCCCAAUUCCUUGGUAAACUCCACCUUCCAGCAGCCCCUCCUCCUCUUAAUGAGGGAGAGAGUCUUGUGAGCAGAAUUCUGCAGCUGGGUCCGCCCGGCACCAAAUUCCUCGGGCCUGUAAUAGUGGAGAUUCCCCACUUUGCUGCAUUGCGUGGUACAGAGAGAGAAUUGGUGAUUCUGCGCAGUGAGACAGGAGAGAGCUGGAGAGAGCAUCACUGUGAUCAUACAGAAGAGGAACUCAAUCAGAUACUCAAUGGCAUGGACGAGGAACUGGACCCUCCAGAGGAGCUUGAGAAAAAACGAAUCUGCCGCAUCAUCACACGCGAUUUCCCACAAUACUUCGCAGUGGUGUCCCGCAUAAAGCAGGACAGUCACCUGAUUGGUCCAGAGGGUGGGGUGCUAAGCAGCAAGCUUGUUCCACAGGUCCAAGCUGUGUUCCCAGAGGGAGCACUAACCAAACGGAUACGUGUGGGACUACAGGCCCAGCCCAUCAGUGAGGAUCUGGUGAGAAAGAUUCUGGGUAACAAAGCCACAUUCAGUCCAAUUAUUACCUUGGAACCCAGAAGACGCAAGUUUCACAAGCCCAUCACCAUGACAAUUCCUAUUCCCAAAAACUCAACUAGUGAUGGGACAGACAAUACACCUACUCUACGACUGCUAUGUAGCAUUACUGGCGGUACUACUCCAGCACAAUGGGAGGACAUAACUGGAUCCACACCACUAACAUUCAUCAACCACUGUGUUUCAUUUACAACUAAUGUAUCUGCAAGGUUCUGGCUGAUAGACUGCCGUCAGAUCCAGGAGUCUGUGAACUAUUCCACUCAGCUGUAUCGUGAGAUCAUCUGUGUCCCUUAUAUGGCCAAGUUUGUCAUCUUUGCCAAAACAUUUGACCCAAUCGAAGCACGACUGCGCUGCUUCUGUAUGACGGAUGACAAGAUGGACAAAACUCUGGAGCAGCAGGAGAACUUCACUGAAGUGGCCCGUAGCCGAGAUGUUGAGGUAUUAGAGGGAAAGCCAAUCUUUGCUGACUGCUUUGGAAAUCUGGUCCCACUGACCAAAAGUGGACAGCACCAUGUCUUCAGUUUCUAUGCAUUUAAGGAAAAUCGUCUCUCUCUCUUCAUCAAAAUUCGUGACAGCACUCAAGAACCAUGUGGCAGAUUGUCUUUUACAAAAGAGCCAAGAACGUAUCGCAGUCUAAACCACAAUGCAAUAUGCAACCUGAACAUUUGCCUACCUGUCUACUCAAAGGAAUCUGAUUCCGAUCAAGAUGCAGAUGAAGAGUGUGAGAAGACACAUGAAAAAUAUUAUGUCUGUUCUGAGUCAACGGAACUUUCCACGCUGCAGAUCAUACAUGAUCCUGCCACACUUGCAAGUCCAGAUCUGCUUUCAGAUGUAUCUGAUAUGAAGCAUGACUUAAUUAAAAUGUCAGUCCUCCUGACUUCUGAAAAAUCAGAGCAAUCCAUCUCCUCGGAUACAGGCGAGCAAUCAGACAAGGCAGGGUUUGAGGAGGCAGAUGAGCCAUAUGAGAUUGUUGAGAAAGUGAAAGAGGACUUGGAGAAAGUAGAAGAGAUUCUUCUCGAGGCAACACUGGAUGAAACAAAGAGAGAAGGGGCUAUUGAUGAGGACUGGGUACUUCUCAGUGACACAGAUGCUGAUGAAUGCAAAAGCAAAAGCAUGGAUGAAGAUCAAGAGACACUCAUUCAGGAAGUCCGAGUCACAAGAGACACUACAUUCAGUUCUCCUCCUAAGAAGAAUAUGUCAGGAAUGGUUUCGUAUCUCAGCAGUAACUUAGAAAUGUGCCUACAGGAAACCUUUGUACCAAUUAGCUAUCCACAGGAUGUCGAUACUGUUCAAGAAAGCUUUAAAGAGGUUGUUUUGACCUGUGGUAGUAAAUGUCCGGCUGAAAUAAAAAAGCCAGCAAGAAAAAAGCGCAAAGAGAGGGAGUUUGCAAGUGGCAGCUCAGAAGAUGAUUUGGAAAGGAUGAGUAGGAGUCAGUCUGAGGAGUCUCUAGAUGAAGAUGCAGUAAUUGGGGUAUCUGAACCCAUCCUUGGAUCAAUUCCGGUGUCUCCUAGAGUUGUAGAAAUCCCAAUUGGAUCCAUAAAGGACAAGGUUAAGGCACUGCAAAUGAAGGUUGAAGAAGAAAAGGAGGUGGAAAUUCAACAGUGGAAACCCCAAAAAGUGAGUACCUUCCAGAGCAAGUCAUAUUUCACCGAAACAGAGAAAUCAAGCAAACUUCCUCCAAAAUCACCCAAGUCCCCAAAAUCACAGACAGAACGGCUACAGGAAACCAUGUCUGUAAGAGAGCUGAUGAAGGCAUUUCAGACUGGUCAGGACCCGUCAAAAAGCAAGUCUGGACUUUUUGAACAUAAAGCAAUUACGACUAUAACCUCAAAAAGUUCUGAUAUGACGCUGGUUCUCCAAACAAAUGAUAACCAAAUGACAGUAACAAGCCAAAAUUUACAAGACAAAUUUGUGGUAGAAAAAAAGAUCUUUGCAGAAUCACAAUGUAUUGACCCAGACACAAUUCAGCAUAAUGAGGGAAUGAUCAGUGAUGGUGCAACACUACAUGAAAAACCCCUGACGACACCAGACAGUACUUGGUCCAGCCAAAAUAAAGUGAGUUAUCAAGCUGUAACUUCAAAUAUUACUUUUAACUUUGAAGAGGAAAGCCCUCAAGAAAAGCAUAAAAUGACUGACCAAAAUGGAAGAUCGUCUGAGGUACAAGGCAGAUUUGAGACUGAGGAACUACAAAUAACACCAGAAAUGAUAGAAAGCAAAGACACAGGGUUGAUAGCUGAGAGAUUAUGCAAUGAAGAUGACAUCUGCAAGGACAGGAGAUUGUCUGUUGAACCUCAGAUCAGCCCAGACAGGAAACCAUCAGAGGACUUCAGUGCAGAUAUUAAAGCAGAACUUGAGGACAGUCCUGAAUAUCUGCUCUUUAGGCGAACCUCGGGUCAAGCAAAUAAACGUUAUUUAAUGUUUACUGAAGGUAUGUCCUUAGAGGAGGAGGAACAAAUAGAGCAGGCAACUGUGGAUCCAUAUGAUUCAAACAUAAUAACAAAAUGUGCUACUGCAAUGGUGCAAGGUGAGCCCUUACUCCAAAGUGAAAAAGAUGAUAGAAAAUUGGAAGAAACAAAUGAUAGUGACAAACAUGAGGCCUUCGUGGCCUCACCUGGCAAUAGUAUCGGGACCAGAAUGCCUCGUUCCGGCACAGGUGACAGUGAGAAACAUGAGGUAUUUGCUGAAACCCAUCAAUCUUGUCCUGAAGCCCUUGUUUUGUCUUUGAAAACAACUACUUCAGAAGACAGACAUCCAGUGGCUCAGGAGACAGAAUGUACACCCCAACAACCAACUUUGGUUACAUCUUAUGAAAGAGCAGAGAGUGGCAAGAGUGACCAUUUCUAUUCAGUAACCACCCUAAAAAGCAAUAUUGAAUUAGCAUCCCCUGAUGAUUCUAAGACUGAUUCAUCUUUCCUAUCCACCAAAAUUAAGUCACAAUCCACUGAUGAUUCUAAGAGAUUAAUUCAAGACACAAUUGAAGUUAUACAACACAUGGAGUCUAGAGACGGUGAAACAACUGCUCAAGAUAUGGAAAUUGAUUCAGCUUUUAGAGACAGUAUGAAGCCUAUAGAAACUGAUGAAGCUCUUGAGUUUGAGGAGAUACCUGAGCAUAGUCUUCACAGGCAAGAUGCACCAAAUAGACCCUCUAAUUUGGAUGCUCUACAGCCUGCAACUAUGAGUGACUCUAAAACUCUCUACCAAACAGACUCUCUUGAAACAAGUCCUAUCAAAGAAGAUAAUUCAUCCCUUAAAACCCCAGACUCCAUUGAGACAAGCCCAACCAAGGAGUCCCCAAGUCCAGAUUCUUUAGAGGGGUGUCCCACUGGGCAGAGACCUGAUUUCCAAGAAUCCGGACAAUUGAGUUUUGUUGGAAGUGACUUUUCAACAAGUCAGACCUCCAUUUCUGACUCCAGAGAAAAUGAAGUAAAGGAAAUCAUUUUCAAACAGGAAAUUCAUGAAGAAAGUGAAUCAUCCCAAGCAUUAGGAACACAGGAGACCCCAGAUGUGCAGAGUCUUUCCGUGACCUUGGAGCUAAAAGAAGAGGUAAAUCACCAUGAGGAUUGUGAAGAUAUUGAAACUUUACAAAGGCAGUUCACUCCAGAAGAGGAGAUGUUUAAGAUGGUGGCAAAGAUCAAAACGUUUGAUGAAAUGGAAAAGGAUGCAAAAAUUAAAAAAGUAAAAUUUGAUUUUGACUGUGUUUCUAAACAACCAAGAGAGGAAGAUGUGUUGUCACCACAUAAAAGUCCAACGGACUUCAACACUGUGUCGACCAAAGAAUCAAAAGAGCAAUGCUUAGAGAACCUGACUGAAUCUGACCCAUCUGGCCCAGUAUUACUUUCUUCAUUGUCAGAUGAUGAUUUUGACAGGGCUAAGUUGGCUGAGUCACCUCACAAGGUCUCAGGAGAAACCACAUUGAACAGUCAGACUUUAGAGACCAAGAAUAAAGAUGAACAGGAUCAUAGCCAUUUUGGGACAGUUGAUUUACAGCCCUGCACAGAUAUACCAUCUAUGCAAACACACAUAGAGAACAAGGAGAAAGGCUGUGAACAGCUCCCGUCACAUUACCAUAGCAUAGUAAUCGGUGAAGCUCACACAGCUGACACUACAAAGGAGGAUCUAAUUGUUACAUUAACAGAGAGCAAAAUGGACAUUGAGAUGGACAGUGAUGUUGAUUCUAUGUCUCCUGUUGAGUGCACUUCUGAAAAAUUGUCUGAACCAAUUUCCCCCAUUGAUGUCAUUUUCUCUACUACUGCUGCAAAGAAAGUGGAGGAUGAAGCCCUGAUCUAUGUAGAUGAUAAAGGAAAACCAGAAGAAAUUACAGUACCUCUUUGGAGAGACUUAGUACCCUGGAGUGCCGAAGUGGAAGAUGAUGAGGCAUUUGAUGCACAAAUAGAGGCUGAGGAACAGAAGAUACUUGCUCUGUGUGCAGACAGACGAUCCCAUGGAACCACACCUGACACAACUCCAGGACGCACUCCUACUGAAGAUGGGACACCAAAUCCUUUCCUUUUCCAAGAAGGAAAACUUUUUGAGAUGACCAGAGGUGGAGCCAUUGACAUGACCAAAAGGACAAUGGAGGAAGAGGAAGAAAGGUUAGGCUUUUUCCCCAUAAAUGAAGAUUCAGCUGAAGAAGCUACUUUUGAAGAAGUUACAUUUAACACCAGUGACUCUGUUGCUGUAGCUUCUUUGGAGCUGCCUGCAGAUGAUUUAUUGCAGCAAGAUAGUAUUGCUGAAGAGCGUGAUGAAAAGUCUGAUAGCUUUAGUAAAAAUGGAAGUGAGACUGAUCCAAAAUAUCCAGAACCAACUGAUUUCUCCAUCCAGAGUGAACUACAGAGCCCCACAGAGAAUACUGUAUUCCAUGAAGACAUUCUCAUACCAAACAUUGACACUGUCACUUCUACAGUAACACGAACAGUAUAUUCUGAGCAAGACCUGGAAUCCUCUGAUUCUUCAGUGGAAGAUGAACAGCAUUCUAUUAUUGAAAUGCCCAUAUCCACCCAAGAAUCUGCUGUUAGUCAAAAGCAAUUCCAAAUAUCACCUUUAUUUUCCACUCCAUUCAAGGACAUUGUUACUGAAAUAAAAGACACAACACUGAAACCAAAAACAGCUGUGAAAGCAGCCAGCUUUGACCAAACUUUAGGGCAAGGGGACUCCAUUGAGCAGAAUCAAAGGCCUAGAUCCGAAGCAGAUAUUGGUGACUUAGAAUGGUCCAUGUCUGUUGUGGAAAAUCAUAUAAAUAUAGACAGCAGCUACCCCAAACCAAAGACUUCAUCCUCCAAUAAACCUGAACUUCCCGCUAAAUGCUCUCAGGAAUUGGACCUUUCAAAGAAGACAGAGUGUAAUGAAACUGUUGGAGACAGAGCCCCUCUUGACUUAGAGAUAGAAAGUAGUUUGAAAGGAGUUCGACCCCCUUCCAUAGGUGAGGAUGUUUUUGAGACACGGCCAAACUGGGAUGAUUGUGUGGAGACACAGAUGCAGAGAAUCUCAGACAGCACUACCUCAGACCAAAGUAAAGUGGACUGGCAUGAUGAUGCAGAUAGGAAAGAAGAGACUUUGGCCAUUAUUGCUGACCUUCUAGGUUUUAGCUGGACUGAGCUGGCCAAAGAGUUGGAGUUUAAUGAAGAUACGAUUCAGCAAGUUCGAGCUGAAAACCCAAAUUCACUACAAGAGCAAAGUCAUACCCUUCUACAGCACUGGGUAGAGAGAGAAGGAAAACAUGCAACUGAAGAUAUAUUGAUUAAAAGACUUACUAAAAUUAACCGCAUGGACAUCGUCCAUCUCAUUGAGAUUCAAUUGCACAAGUCAGUCCAGGAGCAAACCUCAAGAACAUAUGCAGAGAUUGAAAGGACCCUGGACCACAGUGAAGCUCUCUCCUCAGUCCAAGAGGAUGUUGACAGUCUUCAGGUUGUGCGGAGAGUGGAGUCAUCACAAAGGCAUCCUCCAGCCGUGUCAGAAGAAGACUUGUCAGUGGCCUCUCUCCUUGACAUUCCAUCAUGGGCUGAAAUGAUGGGAAAUGCCCAUUCAGAGAGCAUUCAUGAAGAUCUGAUGGAGGAACUGGAGAUCAACGAGGAGAGUUGCACCAAUCUAUGGCUACCAAAAGAGGUCAAGAAAGAAUCUUCAAAUGAAGCUGCAAAUGAGAUUGAUGAUGCAUUAGGUGUGCUGUCGGAUAGCUCUGAUGAGGAUGUGCUGACCACCAGAGUGGUCCGAAGGAGAGUAAUUAUUCAGGGUGAUGAUGUUGCAGAUAUUCCUACACAGUCUGUAACCGAAGAGCAAUACACAGAUGCACAGGGAAACUUUGUAGUGAAGAAGGUGACCCGGAAGGUGAUUCGACGAUGUGUCUCAUCUGAUGGUGUAGAGAAAGAGCAGGUGAGGGUGGAGGGCUCCGCUCAGCAGCCUAUCAGUGUGGCACAGGGAGACGGGUACUCCAAAGUAAUGAAGAGAACAGUACUGAAGAGUGAGGGACAUCAAACAGAGGUGACUUUCCAUGAGCAAGACAGCAUGUCAGCCUCAAAGGCGGGGUCUGCUGGAGAUCAAGAGGUCAGGCAGGUUGUCCAGACAACGAUGGUACAUGGUGAAAUAAUGGAGAAGCAUGAGGGGGAUCCAUUCCUCACCACAGACCUGCCCUCUGCACGAGAUGACUUCACCCAGGACGAGGAUGCAGAAGUCUAGGACUCAGAGGCGGUCAGUAGUGAGGGAUGCUGGGGGACAGAAGCGUGUGUGCGUGGAGCAGAUAGACGAUCGUCCUGAGCACCAUGACAACCUACAGCAUCACAUCCAUCACCUUAUUCACCACUACUGUGCCCAAAACGUCAGAGAGGAAGAGAUGGACGAAGCUGAAGAAAAGUGAUGGUUUCCCCCUUAAUUUUCCUUCCCCAAUCUCUAUCGCUCUUCUCUUUGAGCCCCUCCAUCCUCCUACCCACUCCUAUGCACCAUGCUCAUGCAAUCCCAGAGUGCACUUCACUCCUGCCACUCACAGUCUUCCUGUCAAAACUGGUUGUUUGACCAGUUUAAGUCAAUGGACAAUAUUUUCACUCUCUUUAUUUCCCCAGUUCACCAUGCGUGUGUUUUUCUGCCUUUCAUCGUGACCAAAGGGUGUAUUCUUCCUUUCGUUUCUUCAUUUUAAUCCAUUGUUUCUCUUUAAUGUAUUAAUAACUGUAAAGAACACGCAACAAAAAAUUAGAAGGGGUUUAAUCGAGCAGAAAACUGUUCACUCACAAAUCUUAAUCGUUCAUAUUCUGAACAUUUAAGCUUGAAUUAACAGAACUUGUAUUGCACUGCCUACCAUGAUUAUAGAACUUAAAAUAUCUUUGCAUUAUAUCAUGCCACAUCAUGACAUGCUCUUUUGAUCUCAACGGUUGAGAUGUCUACAAACUUUUUGCCUUCUUUAUCAGCUGCUGGGGUGUUGUGUGUCUGUGUAAUCUGUCCAUGGAGAUUAUAUAUAAUAUGCAUUUUUUAAAAGACAGUAGUGCACAUUAUCCACCUGUAAGGAUAUUAGCAGGCAUGCUUAGCUAGCAGCAGUCACAUAAUAACAGUCAGACUCUUUCUAUGGUUAGACGACUGUCAAUUUUGUCUCUCUGUCAUCUCACCCCUCUCUCUUUGUGUCUGUGAUCUGUAGCAACCCUACCCUCAUAAUUAUCAUUACUGGACUUCAAACAUUUCAACACAGGCUUUUUGUUGUAAUAGGUCACAUUAACGUUUGCUUAUGGUUUAAAAUUUUCUUUGAGGUAAUGUGGCAAGCAUUUUAAGAAGGACUCAGGAAGUUAAGUUGGAAUGCUCUUGGAUUUAAAUUCAAAGAGGCAAACUACAAGUUAUAUGUUAAACAUACAAUUCUGUUUUCAGUUUGAAAUGAUUCAUCAAUUCUGUUUUCAAUUAGAAUGUAUGCUUUUCUUUAUGGGUGUGUGUAGAUGUGAAAAAGGAAAUUUGAGAUUUUAUUUUUCAAUUAUAUUAUUUUCUCUGUUUUGUAUAUAUUGCUCAAUAUCAGUAUGCGUCAGAGAUUAUUGCUCUGAGGUAUUUGUGAGACUUAAUGCUUUCAAAAUGUUUUGUUGGUUUUGAAAGUGAGUAAAAGGGGUUUAAAAAAAUCAUGUUUUAUUUAUGAUGUAUUAAAUUUAAACGUGUGUCAUAACGAAACGUGUGAAACAGAAUUGAAAUGAAUGAAUCUGUGCAUUGUGAUAUACUCAACAUACUGUAUGCCCUUUAGGAUUCACCAAAUCACAAUUGGCUUCAGAUUCCAAGGAAGGAGUGUACAAUGUGAUAUUGUUGAUUUAUUUUCUUUUUAACUGCAGAUAAAUGCAGCUGCGUUAGAGGAGUUUGUCUUUUGGUGCUGAUCUGAGGCCAGCUGUGCUUUUCCCUUAUAAUAGUUAAGAUUUAAAUAAGGGUGUGGGGAAACUGGCCCUAGAACAGCACUAAAUGUCUUCCUCUAACCAGAGCAAAGUCAUGAAGUUGAACACUGCUACUACUUUCACUGUGACUGGCCUAUGUUUGAUUUACUGAAUCUGCAUUCUAUGUCUGUGGAGAUAAGAAUAUGCAUAUAUAGUACAUAAAUAUCUAUCCAUAAAGGCAUGUAUUAGUUUACUAUAUGACUUUUAAAAAAGACAUUUAAACACUAUACAAAGGCUGCAGUGUGUGUAUAUGGCUGAACGAGAAUAAAAGUGUAUAAGUGUCAUAAAAUGCAUGUCCUGGCAAUUUUUUCUCUCUCAAUUUGGUAUCCUCCUGAGACCUGAGGAUGACUGCUGUGUGCAUUUUCCAUUUCCCUUUUUGAUUUGUAACUAUUAGAUCCUAAUACACAUGGGCCUAAAAAUUGAUGGCAACAUACAGUAUGUGGGCAGUGGGACUAAGCUGUGCAAUUUUAAAUAAUUUAGAAAGUCAGAUUUUUUUUAAUCAAAUUGUUUAUUAUGUUUCAAGAAGUGUUGGUUAUUUAUGUUUUUGAGAUGUUACAGACAUUACAUCAUAAAUUAGCAUAA
This is a messenger RNA of Myxocyprinus asiaticus (Chinese sucker), 11916 nucleotides long. Its product is annotated as ankyrin-2-like. The coding region runs from base 128 to 9625 and encodes 3165 amino acids. Gene Ontology annotation, biological process: regulation of cardiac muscle contraction; protein localization to T-tubule; signal transduction. The record is from RefSeq and is a predicted model, not a curated record. Lineage: Eukaryota; Metazoa; Chordata; Actinopteri; Cypriniformes; Catostomidae. Gene Ontology annotation, molecular function: protein binding. The transcript has 42 exons. Gene Ontology annotation, cellular component: T-tubule.